GUUAAGCUAAUCGCUGAGCGUGGGUCACAGGCGGCACCUCCGCAGAACUGACGGCUCCCAGUUCCAGUAAUUCGUGGAAUCCGGAUCAUGGCAUGGUGGUGGGCCCUGAAUGUGCUAUGGACUGUUGGAAUCCUGGGUCGGAGUAUGUCAAGACCCGGGUCGGAAGAAACGAAACACAAUGCUGGUGCUCUGGGACAGAUCGUCAGCUGGGAAGCCAGUGACCAAGAGCGAAGGCAGGACAAUUUUACGUGCCCCUCCGGACAACGAUGUGACAUUAUGACUAUCACCAGCAAUUGCACGUUGUAUCGAUGCAAGGGCAGCUUUGAGGAUGCAAACACAACAGUGGCCCCGGGCUGCGCACUGACCAUUCACACCCGGGUGAAUAUGUGUUCCGAAGGACAGUGUCAUGAGGGUGGUAUUGAAUGGACUAUUAUUACCGCCAACGACGAAAUGAGGAUUACCAAUGGGACGCCAAUCACUGGCAGAGGCCCAAUGGACUGGUUAAUCAGGGGAGAGUCUGGCAUCCCAAAACAUCAACCACCUUCGAUGACGUCGUCAUUUGAUGUUAAACUAUGUGUCGGUGAUAGCACUAACUGUAGUGUAUGUGAUGUUGUAACAACUGUGCCUAAAGUACACCACACGCAUUUGGCCCCCAUAGCAUCGACUUGUCAGACAAUGGCCAGCACCGCCGCACAAACCAAUGUACAUUGGCAAGUCCGACUGCCAGUCAUACCCGAAUGUAACCCUAAACGGCGACGACGGGCAUGGUACGAUACCUUGUUAGGAGGGGCAGGGACAGUAAUGGGGAUAUCCAAUGCUAUAGACUCUGAAGUGACCCGUACUAAAUUAUCCAGUACGGGGCAAGCAACUGCACAAGGCCUGUACACUAUUGGCCGAUGGAUGCCGUCGGCCAUGAUGACGCAGGAAGAGACUGCACGAAUUUUGCUGCAUUCCUUAAAAUGGGAAUUGGACGUGUGGGAUUCGACUCAACGGCUGUUCAAAAAUUUUACUGUACAGAUGAACUGGACAAUUUGCGGUAUCCAAAUGCUGCAUGCACAUUUGCAAAAAGAACGAUUUUUACGAAUAGUCACUUCGCCUAAUGUUCAGGCCUGGCGAGGGGUGUGGAACGUAUCUGAGAAAUUAUGGAUGAACACCUAUCCGGACAAAACAUGGUGUAAUGCAACGCUGUGUAAAGGACAUUUUGUAACCUUGAAUGUAACUGAUUUUGUGACGGUGUGCCGAUAUUACGUAUUGCCGGUCAUUACAUCUGAUGGAUAUUACUUUCUCAAAACAAAAGGGAAUUGGUUCAGUCCGGACACCAAUCUUACCUAUGACUUGUCCGCGUGUGAGCAGGCGGAUCAAGGAAAGGCCUGUCUGUUGAUGGAUCGAUAUCGAGACCCGUGCCUUACAGAAGACACGGCUUUGUGUGAAUGGAUGAUUGAGGCACCCCGAGAUAUGAUGUGGCAGAUUGGUCCCCAUACGCUCUGUGUGGCCACUAGUCAUGCCCAUGCCUUACUCCCGACGACCCCUUUUUCAGGUUGCCUUAACGCAACACCUCACCACUAUGCAGUGGCAGGUAUGGCUGCACCCUUGGAGUAUCUCGCUAGAGCGUUUUAAACAGGCCCUCGAUCGCUCGGAAGAGCUAAAGCAGAUAUUGCGACAACAUCAAAUCAAUGUUACCCGGGUGACUGUGUCCACCUUUAUACAUGGCCAAAAGGUAGUACACGCUGCUCAUGUAGUAGAGGUGGAAUCCGCCCAUCACUGGUGGGAUCUGUUCAAUGGGCUGUCAACUACGGCACGACGUUCCCUAUUUCCUCCGUUGUUCAUUUUAAUCGGAGUUUUAGUGAUUCUGACCUGUUGUAAUAUACUGACCUGUACGUAUGUUUGCCGUGUGCGGCAGCAACUGGAACAAAACAUGUACAUGUUAUAACAAUGUAUUGCUUAUUAUUAUGUAUUUGUAUAAUCGUUACAUGUAUUGGGCCAAUCAGUGGAAUGUAAUAUAAGGGGUUAACAUGGUGUCCCAAUACAUGCAAGAUUGGAUCCAGGCACCAGUUGACCUCGAACACAAGACGUUGCU
This is a messenger RNA of Carcharodon carcharias (great white shark), 2077 nucleotides long. RefSeq lists its product as uncharacterized. NCBI's taxonomy places the organism in Eukaryota, Metazoa, Chordata, Chondrichthyes, Lamniformes, Lamnidae. The record is from RefSeq and is a predicted model, not a curated record. The transcript has 2 exons. Bases 88 to 1617 code for a protein of 509 amino acids.